Molecule: messenger RNA, 3268 nt
Organism: Ruditapes philippinarum (Manila clam)
Lineage: Eukaryota; Metazoa; Mollusca; Bivalvia; Venerida; Veneridae
Product: collagen alpha-1(II) chain-like
Source: RefSeq, a predicted model, not a curated record
GAGGAUUCCCUUUUGGAAUAACAGGCGUUGGAGGCCCAGGGAUCCCUCCGCCUGGCGGAAGUGGCAACAUAUUCGGACAACAACCAACUCAAGCUGAAGAAUUUUUAGAAGCAAAUAGGGGAACUGUUGAGCAAAGGUCAAGGGCGAAUACAGACGUCAGAUCACCGAAUGACCUACCUAUGCCAGGCUUUCUUCCUUCAAACGCAGAACCUCAAGGUUCAAGGUCAGACAUACAGGGAAUGUCACGACCUCAAGACAGUUCUCAAAACAGGGGCAGGCGACCCCCUCCACGAUUUCCUGGAGAGCGGUUUCCCCUUCCUCCACGCCCCCCGUUUUUACCACCCGCGCUUCCGCUCAGUCAAUCUCAGCUUGGAGAACUUAGAUUACAACCACUUCAACCUCCUUUAGGUCCCCGCAGAAUGCCAGAACGUCCUUCAAGGCGCAGGGAACGCUUCGAAGCACAGCGUAGCAGACGAUUGCAACGUCAGGGUCAAGGACAAAGGUCGCGCGAACCAACAGGGCCAAGAGUAUUUCCAAAUGUCCCAUCUGUUGUCCAGAUACCGUCUGUUACCCCAACGGCUCAAGGUCAGCCAGGCGAUAGUCAAGUUGGAGCAGGUCAAAUGGGCGGACAAAGUAGCACGAUGGGAGGACAAGUAUCUGGACAAAUGGGAGGAGCCAUGGGUGGACAAAUGGGAGGAGCCAUGGGUGGACCUAUGGGAGGAGCCAUGGGUGGACCUAUGGGAGGACAGGUCCCUGGGUCGAUGAGUGGGUCAUUUGGUGGCACAAUGACAGGUUCAAUGGGAGGUUCAAUGUCUGGUCCAAUGGGUGGGUCAAUGUCUGGUCCAAUGGGUGGGUCAAUGGGGGGGACUAUGGGUGGUGCAAUGGGAGGACAAAUGGUCGGAGGACCAAUGGGAAGACAAGUUUCUGGACAAAUGGGAAGUUCUAUAGGAGGUGCAAUGGGUGGACCCAUGGCUGGAAGACCAAUGGGAGGAGCAAUUGGUGGACCAUUUGGAAUGCCAAUGGGCGGGCCAAUGAGAGGACCAAUGACUGGCCCUAUGAGGGGACCAGGGAUGGGCCCAUUUAGAGGCCCAAUUGGAGGUUCGGUUGGUAGUCCAUUUGGAAGUCAAUUUACAGGUCCAACCUUUUCCUUUAGUCAGCCGUCAGGUGGUCAAUUUUCAACUGGAAGCCAGACUCAAGGUCAAGAAGGUUCAGCAAUUUUUCCUUCGCAAGCUACCCAGGGACCAGUAAUAAGACAACGUGGGCCAGGAUUUACUACUGAGUCUGGUUUCCCACCCGGCUUAGACAUGAGUGGGUCAUCUACAGUUGGUAUUCCUGCUUUCCCAAACGGACCAGCACUCCCAUUCCCCGCCGGCGCCCCAGGCUUCGGCCAAAGUGAUCCAUUUAUGUUUCCAGCAGGUGGAUUUCAAACAGAUGUUCUUUCUGGAACGGAUUUACAAGCCUCCAGAUUCCCAGGUUUUCCUGCAAGUUCAUUUGGUCAGCGAUUUGGGGUAAACGUUGAAACUUCUAGUGUACCAGGCUUUGAUGCAACACCAACCAGACGACAAAGUAAUGGUAUCAAUUCAAUUGGAAGCGAAAGCAUUUCUGAUGGAUCAAGCUUUCGACCAGCAACAUUUGGACCAACCAUUGAUGCAUCAUCUGCUGGCCAAUCCGGACAAUCAGUAGGCGGAAGUAGGAGCGAAGGGCAGGUAACACAAAGUUUUGGUUUCGUCGGACCAUCUAAUAACGCUGGUGCAGGCCCUGCCUUUAAUACUGAUACACAAUCUUCACAAAACUUUAAUAUCCAAUUCCAGCCUCUACAGCCAGGGCCAGUCCCACAAAUUCCUGCACUACAACCUAAUCAAGGGCAAAUCGGUGUCGGUGGUACUGUAGUUCAAACAAACGCUGGACAGGGUAACGGUUUUACAAACCAGGAUAACGUUCAAUUUGGAAGCUCAAGUCAAAGUUUCCAAACUAGCGGUUCCAGUCAAGGGGGACUUCAGUUCGGCGGUUCAAGUCAGGGUGGAUUUCAGACCGGAGACGCCGGUCAAAAUAGCCAAUUUAUCGUCUCAGAUGGACCAACAGUAGUUGAAACACGAACAAAUCAACAAAAUGGCGGUAUGACAUUUGGCUCAAAUAGUCAAAGUUCCAACAAUGCGGCCACUACCGUCUCGGAGCGCACAGUAGAGACAGGGGGAGCCACCGGGAAUGCAGAGUUUCGUCUGGUUGAAGUAGGAAAUAUUCUAGGUGAUAAAGGUUUUGUAAACAAUGAUGCAGGUAGCAGUAGAGUUGUUGUCACGGAAACGAUCAGCACCAACCAAGGCGCCGACUUUCAGCCAGUUGGUGACAUCAACACAGCUUUCCGCUCAUUCGAAUCAGUUGCAGGCUCAAAUAACGUAGUUGAUCUAAGUUUGGAACCAACACUCUCCAUGACCGGAAACACCGUCACCACGUCAGACGCCACCGGAAGUACAACUGAAACUAAUACGAGCGAAACUAGAAGUAUUAUGUCGGUACAAGAUGGACCAUUUGCAGCAUCUUUGAAUCAAAAUCAAGACUUUUCGUUUUUCAUGACCGACAAUACUAACGAAGCACCAAAUGAGAUGCCACCGAUUACGUUCAAUGCACCCCCACCGCCGGUUGUAGGCCCAGAAGGACCAUCUAUACUUACAUUCGCUGUUGAUGGAAUGGCCAAUACCGGCAAUGAAAUGCCAACUAUUUCUUCAAAGCAAGAAUUUAGUUCUAGCUCGAAUUCCUUCACAAUAGCGCCAGGAGGUGAAACAGUUCUAGGACCUGACCAGUCCGGUGCAUCUACUAUUGUUGAAGAAGCCAAACCACUUAGUGCAUUACCUUAGAAUAAUUGUCUCUCAACGUUAUUGUAUAGCAGACGUCAUUGUGUGCGAGUGUGACCGACUGUGAUAGCCAUUAUAUAGGAUCCGAAUCUGCAGUAACGACAGUCAAGAAAUACAAAAAUAACAAAAGGACUCAGAUUGAUGUUUUCGUCAAGUUAAAACAAUUGAUUUUUUUUAUAAAAAAAAAGAUCUCUUACAUUGUAAUAUAUUAUGACUAAAGAAACAGCUUACUGGAAUUGGGAAUACUUCCGUGAUUGGAUUCUAUUUUACAUGUACCUUGUGUUUUAAAUGAACAUGUAUAUCGAGUAACUGAUUGAAUUGGUAAUUUAUAUUGUCCACAAUGUGGGCACACAUCACCCGUUCUACUAUGUACGAGAUUUUGUAAACUGAAUAUCCGUUAAGUUUUAUACAAAAUAAUA